Striga asiatica is the source of this 1327-nucleotide messenger RNA. The record is from the annotation of a GenBank genome assembly. Lineage: Eukaryota; Viridiplantae; Streptophyta; Magnoliopsida; Lamiales; Orobanchaceae.
ACAGAAAUGGAGAGCAAAAUUCUAAUUUUUGGAGGGACAGGUUACAUUGGGAACCAUAUUGUGAGGGCAAGCAUCAAAUUAGGGCAUCCAACUUAUGUCUUCACAAGACCUAAUUCCAGCAAGAUUGAUACUAUUGAUGAGCUUCACUCCAUAGGAGCUAUUAUUGUCAAAGGAGAAAUGGAGGAUCAUGACAAGCUUGUCUCAAUCCUUAAGGAAGUUGAUAUUGUGAUAUCUGUUUUGGCAAUUCCUCAAAUUCUGGAGCAGCUCAAAAUCAUAGAGGCCAUCAAAGUUGCUGGUAAUAUUAAGAGGUUUUUGCCUUCGGAUUUCGGUGUGGAAGAAGAUCGAGUGGCUGCAUUGCCGCCAUUCCAAGCCGUGCUCGAGAAGAAGAAGAAAAUCCGACGAGCCAUUGAAGACGCUAAAAUCCCUUACACUUUCGUCUCGGCAAAUUGCUUCGGUUCUUACUUUGUCAACUAUUUGCUUCACCCUACCGAGCAAAAACAAGAAAUCACCGUUUAUGGCACCGGUGAAGCUAAGGUCGUGAUGAACUAUGAAGAGGAUAUCGGCAUUUUAACGAUUAAAGUGGCAACCGAUCCAAGAAUGUGCAAUCGAGUCGUUAUUUACCGGCCGGCGUGCAAUAUUAUUACACAGCUCGAGCUGAUUGCUUUGUGGGAGAAGAAAACAAAACGAGUUUUUAACAGAGUUCAUGUGCCAGAGGAAGAAUUGGUGUCCUUGUCUGAAACUCUGCCGAGCCCUCACAACAUACCAAUCUCGAUUCUUCACGCCGUUUUUGUAAAAGGCGUGACGAUAAACUUUGAUCUUGAGGAGAAUGAAGUCGAGGCUUCGGCAUUUUAUCCCGAGUUGAAAUUGACUACUGUUGACGAGCUUCUCGACAUUUUCAUCUCCAAUCCACCAAAGCCUGCUUCUGCAGCAUUCUAAUAACGAAUUCUCGGGAUGACUAACGAGAAGUGCACUCUGAGGUUUUACCUAUUCACGAAAAAAUCACGGCACAGUCAAAUAAUAAAUGUAUCUAAAUGUUUCGACUUGUUGUGACUCGUAUCGAAUAUAUUCACAACUUUUCAUGACAUUAGUCGAGCAUAUCGUUGCAUACGAACCAUUUUAUUACAUGUAUAUUGUGAUUGAAUCUUUGAUCUGAUGAAGUCCUUACUGAACUGAGUGAAAAGAUUGAAUCUUUGAUUGAAAAAAAGGUUUUAAGACACAUAAUUCAUGUGCAUUCAUGCUAGCUAAUUAAAUGGCUUAUUUUGGUUCUUACAUACAAUUUUAUAUCAAAGGAGGGCCUGCCCGGAAAAUCGGGCCACCAAGAUUUUCG